GCGCACCUCGCGGCAUCCGAAACCAACACAAACACCUCGUUGCAAUCGCUGGUCGCCGCCGCCGCCGCAGCCGUCGACGGCGAAGGGGAGAUCAGAGCCAAAGGAUUGAUCCGUGGCUGCUCCGUGGGGGGCGAUGGCGAUGCCGCGGUCGCCGGGCGCGGGCUCGCUCCGGUUUCUUGGCCUCCUGAAGCAGCCGGAGUCGGGGCCCGACGGCGCGGCGCCGCCGUUCGAGCUCGACGAGAGCGACGUGGUGUGGCCGGCCGGCGGUGUCGGGGACGACGGUUACUGCUGCCCGGCGCCGCCACACCCGGAGGGCCCACCGCGCGCGCCCCGCCGCGCCCACACGGUGCCGCAGAGCUUCGGGCUGUCGUCGCUGCUCGCCAACGGGGGGCGCGGCGGCGGCAGCGACGACGGGCGUCAGGAUGGAGUGGCCGUGCCCGUGAGGGCCGCGGCGGCGCCGGGUGGAGGCGCCGCGGCACCGAGGCGGUCGGCACCGGUGAGGGUCCCGAUGUGGCCGGGCAAGGGCGCCGCCGCCAACAACGUCGUCGGCGGCGAGGAGUCCGACGACAACGAGGACGACGAGAUGGUGCCGCCGCACGUGGUGGCGGCGCGGCGGCACGCGCGGUCGUCGUCGGUGCUGGAGGGCGCCGGGAGGACGCUCAAGGGGCGCGACCUCCGCCGCGUCCGCAACGCCGUGCUCCGGCAGACCGGAUUCCUCGACCUCUGAAGAAUCCAAAGCAUCCCAUCGCCAUCAUCAUAUCUUGAUUAGCCAUUUCUCAUCAUCAGUUUUCCGGUGUGACUAAAAAAAAAAACUUUGUCAUUUCAUUUAUGAAUGUCUCAACACCUGAAUUGAAUUCAUUAGUUCAUUCAAUUUGAUUGGUCUCUGGGAAUUAGAGAUCAAA
Molecule: messenger RNA, 902 nt
Organism: Oryza sativa Japonica Group (Japanese rice)
Lineage: Eukaryota; Viridiplantae; Streptophyta; Magnoliopsida; Poales; Poaceae
Product: protein S40-7
Source: RefSeq, a predicted model, not a curated record